Messenger RNA from Apis laboriosa (Himalayan honeybee), 4182 nucleotides. Its product is annotated as mannosyl-oligosaccharide 1,2-alpha-mannosidase IA-like. The record is from RefSeq and is a predicted model, not a curated record. The coding region runs from base 1727 to 3451 and encodes 574 amino acids. Gene Ontology annotation, biological process: carbohydrate metabolic process; N-glycan processing. Gene Ontology annotation, molecular function: calcium ion binding; mannosyl-oligosaccharide 1,2-alpha-mannosidase activity. NCBI's taxonomy places the organism in Eukaryota, Metazoa, Arthropoda, Insecta, Hymenoptera, Apidae. Gene Ontology annotation, cellular component: endoplasmic reticulum; Golgi membrane. The transcript has 10 exons.
CAGUCACUCGUGGAAUCCUGAGUCGUGUCAGUGGUCUGGCGGACGUGGUCGCGCGCGAGUGUGUCGUUGAGAAUUGGUCGCUUCGCUCGGCGAGAAACGGUGCGGAAAGGAAUAACGUAGAGAUAGAAGAAAGGGUAUAAAGGUGCGUGUUUUCGAUGUAGUGAAAGGGCAACGGAAAAGGGUUUACGAAGAACGAUUCAACGUUCCUCGCGAUCUCCUCGUUCCGUGCGACACGCGUCCAGGAAUCCAUCUCUCUCGACCAUCCUUCCAAAAAGAACGUAUCGUACGUUUGAAAUCGUGCUGCGAGACAGACAUUCCUCGAGUCUGUGUUGCGUGCAGGUAUCGACUAGUUUCUUGGAAGACUCGGAAGACGUUUCCUCUUUGUCAGAGGUGAAGAGCGUGGCGAAGGUCGGAGGAAAAAGUAGUUAACAGCCUUGCACCUGGCACAACACACACACACACAUACUUCGUCCCUGACGGCUUUUGCAACUGAAUCUCUCGAUCUACGUUCUUCGUCGUCGAUCCUAUCUCGCAUACACAUUGCCAUUGUGUUCUUUCGAUAUAUAUAUAUAUAUAUACACACGAGUAUCGUCGAUGAAUGGUCGACGCUAAAUACACAAAGCGUUCUUUGAAAUCAACCGAUCCGACGACCACGUUGGUAGUCGUUAAUCUCGCCUCCAUUUCAAUCCUCCACUACUAUUUCUACUCAAUAGCAAUAUAAUUCUACCAUCCUCGAAAAUAACAGGCUUCGCAUCCCUGUAUCGUGAAGCACAGCAUUCGAACGAAGGAGGAGGAGAAAGAAGAGGAUACGCACGUGUUCCACGCGACGGAAACGCAUCACUGCCAACGCGAUACGACGCCGAGCAUCCGCCUUUCGAACAGAUCUGGGACCAGCUGGAGGACGCCUUUUCUUCGAGUCGAGUUAUUAUCGGUUGUGCCUGUGCGUCCUGUAAACAGGUUACUGGUCGUCGUCGCGCGGCAAAAAAACUCUCGCAUCGAGGAACGAAACGGUCGAGGUCGAAGGACGUCGUAGUUGUUGUCGUCGUAGUCGUCGUUGUGUGGAGACGCAGUUGAGAACAGCCGCGUUUGUCGACCGUUUACGCGGAAAAUCGUAGAAAUAUAAACACGGGAGGAGGGAAGGGAUCGGAUGGUCGUGGCCUUUGCUCGAAAAAGUGCGGAGUAUAUGUGUGAUACAGAGUGUCGGUUAGGUCGUUCGAUAACCCGUCCUGUGUUCCGCGAAGUGAAAACGCCGCGUGGAUGAUAAUUGGCGAUAGACGACCGACCGACUCGGUACGCGAUUUGGUGCGGUUAAUCAAAGGCUCUCCUCCUCGUUGCGCUUGGUCGAAAGGGAGGGUUGGAAGAAGAGGGUGGAAGGAAGGAAGGGAGGAAGGCUUUGGAAAGUUUUGGAUAAGGAAAGACGAGAAAGGAAAAUUGGAAAGAAGUGACCGUGAUAAUCCAGCCCUGCCAAGUUUACCUGAAAACGAUCGGCUGGCUCGUCUACAUCCUACGAGAUAGCUGACGAGAAUUCCGAGUCGAUGAGAUCGAAGCAAAGGGACGCGAGCUGAAAACGCGCGGCCGCCGUCGUUGAAGGCUACUUAAAACGACCAUUGAGCACUCGUCGGGGUGCUCGAAUUACCUACAACAGGUGGCCCGCAACUCCGCCAAUACGAGCGAAACAUCUGCAACUCCGGGCGGCUUGUGGGAGUGCAGCAAGUGCCUGGACGAGAUGCGGCUGAUGCAGAGGUUGGCGAUCAGCGGACUCCUGUCCGUGAUACUGAUCGUCCUUCUCACCGGCACGUUCGUCACGCGUCGUGAUCUCGCGAACGUGGUGGAGCGUGGAGGGGCGCCCGAGGAGCGCAGCAACGAGCAGCAGCAAGCGAACCCCGCAUGGGUGCAGAGUAACGUGAUCCCGGGCCAGGACGAGGCGAAACCCCUCGAAGAUAAGGAUCGAUGGGUGGACUCGAGGCAGAGACAGUCGGAGCCAUCCGCGGUCGGACCCCCGCCGCUCCCCGUCCCCGGGCCCUACGUCAUUAAACCGCCUAAUCCACCCCUGGAUGACGUGACUAAUCAGCGCCGCGAGAAGAUCAAAGAGAUGAUGAAACAUGGCUGGGACAACUACGUGAGAUACGCCUGGGGGAAGAACGAGCUGAGACCGAUCUCGAAGAGGGGUCACAGCGCAAGCAUCUUCGGCGCGUCGAACAUGGGGGCGACCAUCGUCGAUGGCCUCGACACUCUGUACAUCAUGGGCCUUCACGACGAAUUCAAGCAAGGCCGGGACUGGAUAGCCGAGAACCUCGACUUCGAUAUCAACUCGGAGAUAUCCCUCUUCGAGACGAACAUUCGUUUCAUGGGAAGCUUGUUGGCCUGUUACGCUCUCACGGGGGACGUGAUGUUCCGGGAUAAGGCGGCUCAGCUCGGCGAGCGGAUGUUGCCCGCUUUCCAGACGGAAACCGGAAUUCCUCAUUCCCUCAUCAAUCUGCACACCGGGGCGAGCAAGAAUUACGGGUGGGCGAGCAGCGGGUGUAGCAUCCUGUCCGAAAUUGGCACGAUGCACCUCGAAUUCACCUAUUUAAGCGACAUCACCGGGAAUCCGGUUUUCAAGAGCAAGGUCGAGAACGUGAGGAAGGUGCUGAAGAAUCUGGAGAAACCGAAGGGGCUGUAUCCAAACUAUAUUCAUCCGAAGACGGGGAAAUGGGGCCAACAUCACAUGUCGCUGGGAGGGCUCGGUGACAGUUUCUACGAAUAUCUUCUGAAAGCGUGGAUCCAAUCCGGCAAGGAGGAUGUCGAGGCCCGGCAAAUGUACGACGAGGCGAUCGUGGCCAUAGAUCAACACAUGAUCAAGACGUCGCAGGGCAAGCUGCUCUACGUGUCGGACUUGAAGUACGACAGGCUGGAACACAAAAUGGGUCAUCUGGCGUGUUUCGCCGGUGGUAUGUUCGCGUUAGGCGCGAAAACAUUGCAAAACGAAUUGUCCGAUAGAUACAUGACGAUAGCCGCCGGUCUCACCAACACGUGCCACGAGUCCUACGAUCGAAGUUACACGAAACUCGGCCCCGAAGCCUUCCACUUCAUCGAGGGGAACGAGGCGAAGAGCUUGAAGAACGGCGAGAAAUACUACAUCCUUCGGCCGGAGACCUUCGAAUCGUACUUCGUGAUGUGGCGGCUGACAAAGGAUCCCAAGUACCGUGAAUGGGGAUGGGAGGCCGUUCAAGCUCUCGAGAAAUACUGCCGUGUUCCAGGGGGGUUCACGGGACUCCACAAUGUUUACCUGGUCGAUCCGCCACAGGACGACGUCCAACAGAGCUACUUUUUCGCCGAGACGCUCAAGUAUCUCUAUCUGCUGUUCAGCGACGACGAUCUCAUAAAUCUAGACGAAUGGGUGUUCAACUCCGAGGCGCACGUGCUUCCCAUCAGGGGCAAUCCCCUGUACCGGCCAGCUCCCUCUUUAUAAUUCAAAGAACCCUCAUACCUCGAAGAAACCACGCACCGAUGACGCAGUGAGACCCCUUCAACAGCUCUUGAAACACCGGAAGUCCUCCGCUGCGCACCAGGAAAGAAGAGCAACGUGAUCCAUGAAAAGAAGAAACGAAGUCGGAACGAUUUGGCUACGAGGGAUGUAAAUAAAGAAGAACGCGAAAAAAUUCGACGGUGUACGUGAUACGAGGGGAGAAAAAAAAAAAAAAAAAAGUAAAGCAGUGAUCGAACGUUUCUGAAUUUAGAGAGAGAGAGAAAGAGAGAGAAAGAAUGAGAGAGAAUGAGAGAGAAUAAGAACAAAUCAGAGAAAAACGUUAUUAAUUGUGAAAUUGUAGACAGAUCGACGAACAAUGAAAAUAGAAAAAUGAAAAGAGUGGGGGAGGCGGUACGACGAUGUGAAUACUCAUCCCGAAAACCACAUGUCAUCGCCUGUGAAAUAAUUAAAAAUAAUUAUUUUAGGUAAAACAAGAUAAUAGGGGACAAGGGAGCGUGGGGAGAUAAUAACGAACAUUAUUUAAACGAGGAAAUAUAUUGCAUCUGAGACACUUACAUAAAGAUAUACACAUACACACACACACACACACACAAGACACAAGACAACAGAGUACGUUUGUAAAUAGCGAAAAAAAGAGCGAGUGUGUGAAAAUAAAAAUAAUAAUAGAAAACACGCGAGAAAGAGGGAGUGAAAGAAUGAGAGAGAAAAUAAGA